AUCAUACCUGCUCUCUCAUUAGAUGGCAUCCUGCACCUUGAUGUGCUGGAUUGUUCAUAUAUGUUAGCAACAUUCAAUGAGUUCGUAGUUGAUUUGCUCAAUAAUAUAAACCCUUUUCCUCAGAAAAUCUCCAUAAUUAUGAUGGAUAAUGCAAGCAUUCAUAAGUCACUGCAUUUCAAAGAAAUAGUUCAACAAAGCUAUGACUUUUGCUCUAGUUUUCAACAGCCAUCAAUUUGA
Molecule: messenger RNA, 237 nt
Organism: Suillus fuscotomentosus
Lineage: Eukaryota; Fungi; Basidiomycota; Agaricomycetes; Boletales; Suillaceae
Exons: 1
Source: RefSeq, a predicted model, not a curated record